GGGCAUGCGCAGUGGCGGGGUAGGGAUCGCUAUGGCAGCGGCGUCGGCCGCGGGCCUCCAGUUAGGCCUAGCCGCCUCCGCCGCCCUGUGAAUGAGCUUCUAGGCUUCCCGCUGCUCCUGCCGGGGAAUGAGCAGCGCCUCGGCCCCAGCCGCCGCCGCCGCCGCCGCCGCCCGCGGAGACCAUGCCCCUGGCUGCCUACUGCUUCCUGCGGGCCGUGGGCAAGGGCACCUACGGGGAGGUGACGCUUGUCCGGCACCGGCAGGACGGCAAGCAGUAUGUCAUCAAAAAACUAAACCUCCGAAAUGCCUCCAGCCGAGAGCGGAAAGCUGCCGAGCAAGAGGCCCAGCUUUUGUCUCAGCUGAAGCACCCCAAUAUUGUUACCUAUCGAGAGUCUUGGGAAGGAGGAGAUGGCCUGCUCUACAUAGUUAUGGGUUUCUGUGAAGGAGGGGAUCUCUAUCGAAAACUCAAAGAACAGAAGGGCAGACUUCUACCUGAGAGCCAGGUGGUGGAGUGGUUUGUUCAGAUUGCUAUGGCUCUGCAGUAUUUGCAUGAAAAACACAUCCUUCACCGCGAUCUGAAAACUCAGAAUGUCUUCUUAACGAGAACAAACAUCAUCAAAGUAGGCGAUCUGGGGAUUGCCCGAGUGCUAGAAAAUCAGUAUGACAUGGCUAGUACACUUAUCGGAACACCGUACUACAUGAGUCCUGAAUUAUUCUCAAACAAACCCUACAACUAUAAGUCUGAUGUUUGGGCUUUGGGAUGCUGUGUUUAUGAAAUGGCUACACUGAAGCACGCUUUCAAUGCAAAAGACAUGAAUUCUUUAGUUUAUCGAAUUAUUGAAGGAAAGCUGCCACCAAUGCCAAAGGACUAUAGCCCACAACUGGCAGAACUGAUAAGAACCAUGUUGUGCAAGAAGCCUGAGGAAAGACCCUCUGUGAGAAGCAUACUUAGGCAACCCUACAUAAAACGCCACAUUUCUUUGUUUUUGGAGGUCACAAAGGCGAGAACUUCCAAAAGCCAUAUUAAAAAUGGUAACCCUAAAACCAGACCUGCUGCUGAACUUAUUUCAGUAAAAACUGAAUCAGACAGUGAAAGGAUCAUCUCUCAGCAAUAUUUCUCAAAGCCUUCCAAGACACCUACAGAGGUUGAAGAAAAAUGUUUAUCGCAGCAUAAACCCAUGGAUGCUUGCCAUUCAGAAAUAGCAUAUCCUAAAAGCCAUCCCAACAAGAAUGAUAUGCCCAGCCCUGGAGACUCUUUAGCAACAAUCAGCAAGGUGGAUAUUAACAUCUUACUUGCUACUGAAAGGAGAAACUCAAAGAAUGACAACUUACUGCAAGAUGACAAACUGAAACGCUCUGAUAUUUCUCAUGAGCCAGAAGCUAAAUUUAAUGUGGCCCCAGUGAAGGAAGAGGGUCAACAAGUUAGUAUGGAGCCUGAAAAUCUGGCUUCCUCUCAGACUUCUGGUGAGAUCAUUGAUGAAGAGAAUGACACAAUGAAACUUCUGCAGCCCUUACACCAGGACCUCAAGCCAACGGGCCAGGAUAGUUCGGACGCGACCGAAAAGCUCUUAGCGUCAUUCGUUCCUGUUGUCCUGGAUAGAAUCAACCCAUACUUACAGCCCCAUAGUUCUGUGUCUGAGCCCUUCCAAUCCCAGCAACGAAGGCAGAAAAGAAGGGAACGAGUUGAACGAAGUAGAGAUAAUGGACAGUUCCAGGAAGUGUCUCCUAGACCUUUGCCUUCUCCUCCCAUUGCUAGUAAAGUAGUUGAGAAGAUGACACAGAGGGAUGCUGAUAAACAUAACACGGAAGUAAUGGUGUCUGUGGACAGUUCAAGAAGCAGUGAGAUAACGUCCUCCAAGGAUCGACCUUUGUCUGCCAGAGAAAGGAGGAGACUAAAGCGGUCACAGGAAGAGAUAUUUCCCACUGUUUUUUCAGGUCCUUUAGUGAGAAGAGGUUCUCUGGAUGCAGGAGAAGGAAUGAAGUUGCAUAUAGAAGAUGAGCAUUUCGUAGCUCAUCAGUUAUCUUCAGAUGUGGACACCUCUCAGGAAAAGAACUUAGUUCGUUGUCUGUCUGAGGAUGAGCUAAGUUCUUCUACAAGUUCAACUGAUAAGUCGGAUGGAGAUUCCAAGGAAGGGAGAGGCCAUACAAAUGAAAUGAAUGAUUUGGUACACCUGAUGACUCAGACACUAAAAAUGGACUCUAAAGAGAAUUGUGAGAAUCUUCCAAGACUUCUUCCUAUGUCAGAGUUUAGACUUCAUCGAAAAUACAGAGACACACUAAUUCUGUAUGGGAAGGUUGAAGAGGAUUCUGAGGAACUUAGGCUUAAAGAACUUUCUCCAGCUGUUGUGUCUGGUUCUGAAAAGAUCAGAAGAAUGAUUGAAGUCUUGAGAGCUGAUGUAAUUCAAGGGUUGGGAGUGAAGCUUCUAGAGAAAGUGUAUGAUCUCAUGGAAGAAGAUGAUGAACUGAAGAGAGAAGUGCAUUUGCAGGAGCAUUUGGGUGAAAAAUAUGUAAAUUAUAGCACAAAAGCUCGACUGCUGAAAUUUUUUGAAGAAAAUGUGAAUUUUUGAGCACUUGUCCUAAUCUGUUGUCAGAACUGAAGACCUAUUUUUAAAGGUUGUUUGGUUUGUUUUUUCUUUUCCCUGGAAGGAUUACCUCAACCAAACAUAUCAAAAUUGGUGGCCAUUAAAUUUGGCUAUGCCUGUUUUUCUGGGAUUUGUGUUUUGCAGGAGUAUAAAAAUGGCUAUGAAUGAGUGCUGUUUUUGACUGGUUUAGGAAGAGGCUUUUUUUUUUUAAAAAAAAGAAUAAAUAGGUACACAUUGUGGGAAAAGCAUUUCAUGUUUUACAUGAAACUUGUUUGGUUAAGCAGCUUGAAACCAUUGUGUAUCAGGAUUUCUUCUAAAAUAGUCAGAACCUACCAGAGCAGUGCUAUCAAUGUGAACACAAGGGUUUUCUUGGUGGCUAUAGCUGUGUAACAAGCUGCCGAAACAAGUGGCUUUACCUAAUAUCCUUGAUGAUAAGCAUAUGGUGGUGAUAUUAGUAAACACUACAGUAGUAGCUGAUAAUUUGAAGUCAGUGCAUGAUCUUUAUAAAUUUGAAGAAUGGAGCUAUACAUAACUUUUUAUACACUUACAAAAGUUUAAAAAUUAACUCCAUUUAGUUUGAACAAGAUACUUGCAGAACUGAACCUAUUUAAGUUGUGCUUUUGGCUUAUUUAUUCAGUAUAUAUUUGUAUACUGGCUUUGCUUAAUUCAUUUUUUCAUCAGCGAGAACAUACCUGAGUACUAAUUCCUUUUGGAAUGAAAUAAUUUGUAAGUAAAAUCCAGGUACUUUUGAGCUGAAUUUGAGGCAUUUUAUGUCUCCUGAAAUAGAGAAUUCAAUUCCCUUGCAUAGGUUCCCCUAUUCUAUUUGGUUGCUUUUUCUGUAUCAUGACACUUAUUAUCCUUCCAUGUUUUAAAGGUCUACUUUGUAUAUUUUAGUAAUUGUUUUUUAUAAUAGGUAAAAUUACCAUGAAGUAAAUAAAUAGCAUUUUGUAAAAUAAA
This is a messenger RNA of Phascolarctos cinereus (koala), 3539 nucleotides long. It is a transcript of the gene NEK4, whose product is annotated as NIMA related kinase 4. NCBI's taxonomy places the organism in Eukaryota, Metazoa, Chordata, Mammalia, Diprotodontia, Phascolarctidae. The record is from RefSeq and is a predicted model, not a curated record. Gene Ontology annotation, biological process: protein phosphorylation. Gene Ontology annotation, molecular function: protein kinase activity; ATP binding.